This is a messenger RNA of Equus quagga, 5198 nucleotides long. It is a transcript of the gene TMEM201, whose product is annotated as transmembrane protein 201. The transcript has 12 exons. Gene Ontology annotation, biological process: nuclear migration along microtubule. Gene Ontology annotation, molecular function: lamin binding; actin filament binding. The coding region runs from base 77 to 2398 and encodes 773 amino acids. Gene Ontology annotation, cellular component: nuclear inner membrane. Lineage: Eukaryota; Metazoa; Chordata; Mammalia; Perissodactyla; Equidae. The record is from RefSeq and is a predicted model, not a curated record.
AGGUUGCCGACUGCGCGGGAGGGGCCAGAGAGCGCGGCGGGCGCGGAGGAGGGCGCCCGGCCGGCUCCGCGCGGGGAUGGGGGCCGCCUCCCGCCUCCGGCCGCUGGGGGGCGCGGGAGUGCCGGUACCGCGGCUUCCGCUGGCGCUCCGCCCCCCGGGCUCGUCUCGCGCCCUGAUUGGCUGCGCGGCGGGAGCGCGCCGAGUCAGGGGGCGGGCCCGCGCCGGCUACAAAGCGGCGAAGGUCACGGCGCGAGGAGGCGCGCGCCGCCGCCCCGCGUCCGGCCUGCUCCCUCGGCCCUCCGGCCCGCCGCCGCCCGCGUGGGGAGCCAUGGAAGGAGUGAGCGCGCUGCUGGCUCGCUGCCCCACGGCGGGCCUGGCCGGCGGCCUGGGGGUCACGGCGUGCGCCGCGGCCGGCGUGCUGCUCUACCGGAUCGCGCGGAGGAGGCAGCCAACGCACACCAUCGUCAACUGCUGGUUCUGCAACCAGGACACCGUGGUGCCCUACGGGAACCGCAACUGCUGGGACUGCCCCCACUGUGAACAGUACAAUGGCUUCCAGGAGAACGGCGACUACAACAAGCCGAUCCCUGCCCAGUACAUGGAGCACCUGAACCACGUUGUGAGCAGUGCGCCCAGCGCCCGCACCCCUCCACAGCCCCAGCAGUGGGUGAGCAGCCAGGUGCUGCUGUGUAGGCGGUGCAGCCACCACCAGACCACCAAGAUCAAGCAGCUGGCGGCCUUCGCCCCGCGGGACGAGGGCAGGUACGAUGAGGAGAUCGAGGUGUAUCGGCACCACCUGGAGCAGAUGUACAAGCUGUGCCGGCCAUGCCAGGCCGCUGUCGAGUACUAUAUCAAGCACCAGAACCGCCAGCUGCGCGCCCUGCUGCUCAGCCACCAGUUCCAGCGCCGGGAGGUGGACCAGACCCACAUACAGAGCUUUUGCUCGUCUGCGGUGAAGGCCCCACUCCAGGUCAUCGUGCUCCGUGCCCUCGCCUUCCUGGCCUGCACCUUUCUGCUGACCACCACGCUGUAUGGCACCAGCAACCCUUUUGCCCCAGAGUCCCCCCUGCCCCCGGCCCUGCCACCUGGUGGCAAUGGCUCGGCCACACCUGACAACGGCACCACCCCUGGGUCUGAGGGCUGGCGGCAGCUGCUGGGCCUGCUGCCAGAGCACACGGCAGAGAAGCUGCACGAGGCCUGGGCAUUUGGGCAGAGCCACCAGAUGGGCGUCGUGGCGCUGGGUCUGCUCACCUGCCUGCUGGCCAUGCUGCUGGCCGGCCGUAUCAGGCUCCGGAGGAUCGACGCCUUCUCCACCUGCCUGUGGGCCCUGCUGCUAGGGCUGCACCUCGCUGAGCAGUACCUGCAGGCUACCUCGCCCAGCUGGCUGGACACAGUCAAGUUCAGCACCACGUCCCUGUGCUGCCUGGUGGGCUUCACGGCAGCUGUGGCCACAAGGAAGGCGACAGGCCCACGGAGGUUCCGGCCCCGAAGGUACUUCCCCGGAGACUCCGCCAGCCUUUUCCCCACUAGCCCCAGCCUGGCCAUCCCCUGCCCAAGUGUCGCAGGCUCUUCGCCAUCUCUGUUCAUCCCCACCCCACCUGGCUUCCUGCCACUCGCCAACCAGCAGCUGUUCCGGUCUCCCCGCCGGGCCUCGCCCUCCUCACUGCCAGGCCGCCUCAGCCGGGCCCUCUCGCUGGGCACCAUACCCCCUCUGACUCGAGCAGAUUCAGGGUAUCUGUUCAGUGGGAGCCGCCCACCGUCUCAGGUGUCUCGAUCUGGGGAGGUUCCCGUUUCAGAUUACUUCUCCCUGCUGUCGGGGAGCUGCCUCUCCUCCCCGCUCCCUUCCCCGGCGCCCUCCGUGGCCGGCUCGGUGGCCUCCAGCUCUGGCUCUCUGCGACACCGCAGACCUCUCAUCAGCCCUGCACGGCUCAACCUGAAGGGGCAGAAGCUGCUGCUGUUCCCAUCGCCCCCUGGGGAAGCCCCCAACACCCCCAGCAGCUCUGAUGAACACUCGCCCCACAACGGCAGCCUCUUCACCCUCGAGCCGCCCCAGGCCCCGCAGAGGCAGCCGGCGCGGGACAGGAAGCACACUCUGGACACCUGUUCAAUGCCAGAAAGAGGCAGCCCCUGCAGCAGCCACUCCAUCAAGAGAGAGGACGACUCGUCACAGUCAUCCACCUGUAUGGUGGACACCACCACCAGAGGGUGCACGGAGGAGGCUGCCGCCUGGAGAGGCAGAUAUCAUGCACUCCCCCAUCACCAAGGGACAAGCCGACAACGUCCAAGGCCUUGGGGACAUACCUGGCGGCAGGAACUCAGGAAAGGAGGCACCUUUGGAGAGGCAAGAUUUGACCAGGUCUGUUUGGCCCCUCCCUGGUCCGGGGCCUCCUGGCUGUGAGCCUGGCUGCCAAUGCCCUCUUCACCUCCGCCUACCUGUACCAGAGCCUGCGCUGACCCGGUACCCGGAGUCUUGGAGGGCGCGUCCAGGUGCAUGCUGCUUCCACCACUGCCGGCCUCAGGCCCUCCCCAGGGCUGCCGCCUCCGCCCUCUUCUCCAGGGCCCGUGACCUCGCUGGACUGAGUCCCGUCCUCGGGACGCCUUCUCCUCACCUAACAAUCUGCAGGGCUGAGUGAGGUCUGUGGGUUCACCCUCCUCCCUGCCCAUCUCCUUGGCUGACGUUGGUUGUGUGUUUGGUGCUGACACUCUGAUCCCAAAGCCAGGGAUCCCCGAGGGGCCUCACGACCCUGGGGUCCCCUCCCCACCGUCCAGCCCUGCCUGGCAGGAAUGCCACUACUACUGUAACUCCAGCAGGAGCCGAGCUGCCUCCUGACCCCUCGCCCACGGGCUGUGAUCACAUCUCUGUACUGUACUCCCCUGUCCCACCUGGCCGCCUCAGGCUCCCUGGGGGAGGAGGGAAGGAUGGUCCCUGUGUCACCGUCCUCGACCCUGCCCCAUGGAGAGUACACCUCCCUUGGGCAGGCCCCCUUGAGGACCAGCAUUCUCUGACCCUGUCUUGCUCCUUCCUGCUGGGCCAGGCCUGCCCUGUGGCUCUCCCAAGGUGGGCAGGUGGGUGCCUGGGGUCCCCUGCCCAGGGCUCCUCAGAGCUCCUGGUUAGGGGCCUAGCUGGGCCUUCAGGCUAGUGUAAGCACCCCCCGAGGCUCUCUUCUGCUCACCUGCACCACCGUUUUAUUACCUCUGUUGACCUUCCCAGGCAGCAGCCCCAUUACCCUGAGAACACUACCCAGGGCCCACCUUGCCCCAUCUCCAGGCCUGUGCUUCUGGGCCCCUCCCUCAUGCUGCCCAAGGGGGCCUUGCUGGACCCCUCAGCCCACGUUGUACUGAGGGACAGGCCCAGGGUGGCCUGCAGGUCUCAGAUGAGACUGGACCCCGUCCCUGCCCUACUGCGCACCUGGUUCUUUUCAGCCACUGAGACCCCAAUUUCCUCUCUCAUUCUGCUGUCACCAUGGGCUCAGCGUGACCUCUCUCUCCCAGGCUUUCUUUCCUAUCCCACUGCCCUCAGUCCCUGCCACUGCCCUUCAUUCUGACCUGCACUGCAGGUUCCUGCACCCUGCCUUGUGCUGGGGUCCCCAGAGGAGGAAGGAGGGACCUCAGUCUGGCAUAGGGACCCUCCCAGUGCUGUGAGGACUGAGAGACUGUGCAUGUGCUGUGGACGUGAGAAUCCCCAGUCCCUGCUGCCCUGGGCCUUGGACAUGGGUACAGCAGCGUGUGUGCGUGUCAUUGCACGUGUUCGUGCCACUUGGGGAGGAAUCAGCAGCCUCGGUGGAUUCUGGGACUCACGGGGGGGCAGGAGGGCAGGAGGGCAGGGUCUUCACUUUGUCAUUCAGGGAUAAAGUUUAAUUUUAUUUUUCUACACAUUUUUGCCAGGUAAGGCAUUUUGCUGAUAAGCAGGAUGCCCCCAAUUCUCCCUGCCAGGGAGGUUUAGUUUUUUUAAGCUUUGGGUGCUUUUUUAGUAAUUUUUUUUAUCGUGGGGAAGGAGACUGCUCUGACUUCCCUUCUCUCCUCUUCCCCUACUCCUGUCCUGAGUGCUACUGUUUGCCGCCCUGCCCCACCCCCCAGGACUUGGGGACUUGGGGGCCAGGGGCCGCACCAGGACCCUGCGUCCAGCUGCCAGAGAGGAUUCCAACUCGGAGGUGGCGCCUCUCGGCCCCCGUUUGUAUAGUGGGCAUGUGUGCUGAGUUUUUUAAUUUUACUUUUUGCCUGACAAGCCAAACUCCAUUCCCAAUGCCCUUCCUCUCUGGCUCUGAGGAGCCCCCGCACCGAGUGCCAGCUCCUCUCCUUCAAGGCCCAGCCACCUGGCCCCUCCUGCCCAGGCCCAGCGGGCCCAGCACCCCCAGGGGCAGGGGAGAAGCUGGGCAGGGAGGGGGCUUAUGUUCUCUUUCAAACAAAAAACACAAUCUUAUUUUUCUUUACAAAAGCAAAAAAAGGAAACCAAAAAAGAUACCAACCUUUGAACUAUACCUCAGUCUGUCUUGUCUUUAUUCUCUUUGCUGGGACAGCUCAGGCCGGCGUGAGAAGGGCCCCAGCGGGUGGGGGCAGAGCCCCGGCUGAGGUGGAAGUGAUGUCACUCACUCCCUUCUCCAGCCCAGAGUUUGGGUUGAGUCCCCAGGCUCAUGGUGUGGGGUGGCGGGCUCAGUGUGACGUGUUCCCGGAAGGGCUAAGGAAUUUGAACAGGAGAUUAGCUGCGUGAGCCGGGCCUGGCCAGAAGGGUGACCAGGACUUUUCUGAGCAGAGAAAGGAGGGUGUUCCGGGAGAAAGUGCUCACUUGUCUCUUCAGAAAAGCCUGUCCCAACCAGCGGUCGCUGACCUGGCCCCAGGGCUGCAGGGGUGAGGGUCAGCCGUGGGACAGAGACCUGCUUUUCUCCUGAGCCCACUCGGAAUGGCCAGUCAUCCAGCAGCUGGGUGGCGCCAGCCCUCCCAGUGCACAGCUGGACACCGCCCGCCCAGGCAGAGCGGCCUGGCCAGGAGGCCUGGCUCUAAGUGCAGGAGGGCCGACCCUGGGCCUAGCAGUGUGGGCGGGUGCAGGCUGGGCACUGAGAAAGCAGUCGGAGAUAACUGCACCCACCCCACGCUGAGCCAGGACCCCAGGUGGGGGCCAGGGGCCGGCCUCCUAAGUGUCACAAGCAAAAGUGCUCGGGCUGCCCGGUGACCCAGGUCUGCAUUUCUUUCUUUCUUUCUUU